AUGGUGGAAGAGAGAACAUUGUCACCAGAGACUACAGAGGAAGUAGAAAGAUUAGUGAGCCUAGCCCAGGGGUCGGGUGCACUCCCUCGGGUCACUUUCAACACUCCAGAGAAGCUCGAGGAAGAAUCAUGCCACAGAAAGCUGGCCAAAUUAACAACCAAGUAUAAUCGGAAAGAUCUUCAGAGGUGGCGAGACCUGGAAGAAUGGAUUGAUGCCCAGCUGCAGGAGCUGUAUCAGUACCAGUGUGAAUAUUACCAGGCUUAUCAAAGGCAGUGUGAAUAUUACCAGGCUUAUCAAAGGCAGUUCCAGGAGGAGACAGAAGCAACAGCUGCCCCAGAGCCUGAAAUUGACAUCGAAGAUCUUCUUGAAGUCUCUAAUGAGGAACAGAAAUCAAGACUACAGGAAAUUCUUCACAAGUGUUCCCGACCUACAGAGGACUUUGUUGCAGAACUGGUUGAUCGAUUGAGAGGUCUUAGGAAAAUUGCUAACCCGCAAAGGAAAUGA
Messenger RNA from Gekko japonicus, 504 nucleotides. It is a transcript of the gene PPP1R14D, whose product is annotated as protein phosphatase 1 regulatory inhibitor subunit 14D. The transcript is spliced from 6 exons. The coding region runs from base 1 to 504 and encodes 167 amino acids. NCBI's taxonomy places the organism in Eukaryota, Metazoa, Chordata, Lepidosauria, Squamata, Gekkonidae. Gene Ontology annotation, molecular function: protein serine/threonine phosphatase inhibitor activity. Gene Ontology annotation, cellular component: cytoplasm. Gene Ontology annotation, biological process: regulation of phosphorylation. The record is from RefSeq and is a predicted model, not a curated record.